UUUGCUCGUAAACCUACCAAACCUUCGGACCUUACCUUAGGGAUUCGUUUUUCCCCCCUUUUCUAGAGCCAGUGAAAAACGGAAGACAAACAGGCAGUGCAUACUGCUGGGGAACGCGGCCCACCCGAACCACAGCAAGGGAGGGAUAUUCCUGGUUUUUUUAUGUCUCCUACUUUUCUUUUCACAAAAAAGGAACCACAAAUCUGAGUUUUCCUUUUCUUAAGUGUGUGUGUGUGAGUGUGUAAUUUUUCCCGUGUGGGUUUACACUUUCCUCUACGGCCGUUCUCGUUCGGCGGAAAAGCCAACAAAGGAAGAAAUCGAGGACGACACACUCGAAGGUGCUGCUGCUAUCGAUUAGACGACGCAUGUUGCCGAGUGUCGUGAAAUAGUAGUAGUACGAGGACACAGCAAGGGGGAUCCCGAACAUCCCUGUUGGCGCUCCAGUUUGUCCCGGGGUUUAUUAGAAAGCCUAGUGUGCGUUAAGGAAAUGGUAUCAGCGAAGAUGGUGGAACCGUUGAUAGUGCUUCUGGUUUAUUUUAAUUGUGAUUUAAUAUUUUACGUUAAAAAUAUCAAUAAACAUUAAAGUGCACGAGUGCGCGCGUUCAAGCUACUACUGUCCUCCAUUUUCUUUGCCGUACUACCACCUGUGCCGUGUAACAACCGUACAUCAUCAGCUGUCCCUCCUUGAAGGACAUUGGAGGAAGUGCAGUAAAAUCGAUCACCGUGGACGACCAAUUGUGUUGGAAAAUUCAACAUCAAUCGAAGAUUGCCGAUCGGAUGUGUAUUGGUGCGCGGACGACUUAAGUAAGGGUGGCUUAACUUACACACACCCGCAGCCACAAUCCUCGCAGGAGUAAACGAGACAGAGACGAGCGGCACAGCAGCACGAAGCGUGAUAAAGGGAGCGAAACCGCGAACUACCAACACAAAAGCGCUUCUACGUGUGUGUGUGUGUGUGUAACUGUAUUCGCAUACCCGCGCACAUUGAACUCGCGGCUUUAUAAAUGCCUUCGCUUCCUCGAACGAAAACAAAGCAAUCGCAUUCGAGCGAUUGAGUCGAUCGGGUGUUCGAAGCAACACAGCAGAGCGCAUUCUUCCCGGACAGUGAUCUACCCAAGUGUGUGUGUGUGUGUGCCAAGCUACAACCAUCUUUCUACAAACGGAAAUCCAAGUGCCAAGUGAGGUAGUUUUAACCCCGUAACACAGGUAGCUUAAUACGCCACACCUGAGGCCUCACCAGCCUACACCAAGCAGCGUCAAUGUACGCCACACGCUGGACUACAGAGCGCUAAAAACGCAGCCCAACUACCAAAAGCCGUGAAAGUGUGUUUGUGUUCCCCGAAGUGCGUAGGGGAGAGUGUUUGUGAAUUGGUGCAAGUACUACCGUGUGCGGGUGUGUGUUGUUAACACCGCCAGCGUUCUUGCUGUCCUUUAUGUUUAAUCCCGUUUUUAAUCGUGUUAUUUUGACGAAGAAGAGAAAACCGAAAUUGUAAACUGUACCGUCGUCGGAAAGGACAUUUUGUUCUGAGAAGUAAAAAAAACAACGCUUAAUCCUUAUAUCGGAAAAAAUAAGGAAAGACACUUACAAGAAGAAGAUAAGCGGGGCGAUACGUAACUGUGUGUACGCGCCUCCCAUAACACCGAUUCGCCAUUUGUACGUCUCACGUCGCCACCUCAGCAGAAACCUUGAACGAGUUACGCGCCAACAGUUAUCACUUUCGUGCUAAAGGUGGCCGAAAGGAAACUUUUUCUCACUGGGGCUUAGGCCGUUGUAUGGAGCGUGAAAAACCAUCGUUUAUAAAAGGGGACGAACCGGGCCUGGCUGGCAAGCAGGGCCGGAACGAUCUUAUCUGUGCGCGGAGGAGCACCGUUAAAAUUGCGAGCGUUGAACGUCAAGAUGGCGCGUACGUACCGACCGUUGGCCGCUGGGGCAACGAGUGGCCAAGCUGACUCGGAACCGAGCGGAACGAACUACUGCCCGUGGUUCGGGAGGACCAUGGGACCGCCGGCGGUCGAUCUGCCCGACGAUUGACCGAACCGGACAGUCACAGGCACGAUGUGACUACCAGCGAGGAAGCACCACCAUCGCGGCCACGGCUGUCGGUUCUCCGCACCGUACCGAGCACUAACCAGCGCGCCAACGGCACCACCACCGCUGACGCUGCUGAAGAUGGUACGGUCGAGACCGAACUGGCCGCCGCCGUCGGGAUUGCGACCCAGGAUGGCCCAGCCGCCGCCGCCGCCGCCGUUCGCCCACCGAGCGCGACCGGCCGCGCCGGUGGGGGCCACUGGAUUGCGGACGAUGGUGAUAGCUACAAUUUGGGCGCGUUCGAUCAAACGAACGGUCCGUGGCCGAUCCGGCAACCGCUGCCACUGCCCAAGUGGUCCGGCCGCCCGGUCACCCCGUUCGCGGUGGACAAGCUGUGGCAGUACGAGGACCUGGUCGGUCUGAUCGAAACGAAGCUGCAGCGGAUGCUCGAGGAGACGCACUACAACACGGCGAACAAUUUUGUGGAUUUUUACAGGGCCUACCGGGCCGCUCACCGUCACGGCCGCGGUGAGCUGAAGCAGCACUUCCAACACUAUACCAUCCCGAUCAACCGUCGGCACCAUAUGUGUGUUAGCUUGGGUAUGGAAAUAGUCGCAAGAAUCGCAGAACAUCAUCCGGACAUUGCACGCCUAUUCUAUCUGGUAUCGUGCGAGGAAGCGUUAGACGAGUCGGAUUCGUACAUUCAGCACUGCGAGGAGAAUGGCAUCGAGUAUGCGGGGUCCACGCUGGAGAAGGAGCACGCCAUGGUUGCGAUGAAGAUCGUGGUCGGAGGACGCGAAGGUGUCCUUAUCCUCGAUCCGGGGUACCAUGUGGCACGUGCCGUCACCGUGAUGAAGGACCAGAAGUACCCGCAUACCGGCUGGUUCACGCAGUCCGAUGAACCGCACUGCAAGCGUGAGUACAGCUAUGCCCUGCACGAAGAGAGCAGUGACUACAUCACCUGGACCGAGCGAAUGACUCGCGGUGGAAAGCAGCAGUACGAACAGUCGCUGGUGUACAUCGCAAGACCGUACCGAACGGCGAUCGAUGUGACCGUGCGACGCAACCUGGUGUACAACUUCCGGUCGCUGCUGUCCCGCGACGCGAAGGGGCGCGUUUGUGCCGGACUGUACUUCCCGGUCGUACCGAAUCCACACGAUGCGCAGGUCACACUGUUCUACGACAAUGCUAACGCUUCUCAGGUGAAGCAGAAGUUCAUGUUCUCCCUGUUCAAGGAUCCGGAAAAGAUUCCUGACCCGGUACUGGCCCAUCUACAAAAUUUGGCCCCACAGCUGCGCAUGAACCUAGGCGACCUGAUCGACCUGAUGGUCGAUCUGGCCGACUCGGUACACGACGCCGAGUUCGUGCAGCAGGUGCUCGAGAUUAACAACAACAUCAACGAGCUGUCGGCGGAUAAUUAGUCUAUAAUUAUGCAUUUUUAUCCUACUUCUUUACUACAAUUCCCCUACAAUAUUAUAUUAACGCCCGUAGUAACAAUGCUGGAGAAACGCUGUUUUAACGCACCAUCUCCAAUGUAACUUUAUGCGAGCACUUGCACCGACACCACACCCAUUUCUCACUUAGACACAUGAUAAACCCGACAAGCGUUCUUCUAAUGCAUUAUUUCUUUUGCCCUAAAUUAACUAAAUUGUCUUUAAAAAGGUAUACGGGACAGGAAAACAUAAUAACCGUCUGUUUCAAUAGUAGUUCAACGUUGUGUGUCGCUUUAAGAGCGUUUUUAUGCGUGCGUGUGCUGUGUUUUUCCCCACUAUAAUGUAUUAACUUUGCACCAAUUGAUUAAUUAUUGCCACCGUGUCACCAUAAACAGGCAGGACCAAAACUUCGUAAAGUCAUUCCGGAAAGGGGUUUAAAACGUAUGAUGAUUUGCCAAUUUGUGUUUUAAAGCCCUUCAUUCGGUCACACGAAACUACAGUUCACUUCAGCUACUCUAAUGCACUAAGCAAAGGUCGAGCCAAUCGGCGUUCGUAGCGUGUAUACGUGUGUGUGUGUAUUGCGGUUCUUAUCCAUAUAUCGGGACUAUAUUUAAUCAGUUUUACUUCAAGUGUGUAUCUAUGCGCUACAGCAAUUACUAAACAGCUUGACAAAUAAAGAGAUGAAAACAGGA
Molecule: messenger RNA, 4154 nt
Organism: Anopheles stephensi (Asian malaria mosquito)
Lineage: Eukaryota; Metazoa; Arthropoda; Insecta; Diptera; Culicidae
Exons: 5
Coding region: 2473-3450 (325 amino acids)
Source: RefSeq, a predicted model, not a curated record